AUGUUGAAGAGAGCAUGUGACCUUUUGGAAGAAAUUGAGCUGUUAUUAGAUAUGAAAGGUAAUGCUAUCCCUGAAUUGAGAGAUAAGGAAUGGGGAUAUGAUUUAGCAUUUUUAGUAGAUAUGACUGAUCAUCUUAGUGCACUGAAUGUUAAACUUCAAGGAAACGAUCAACUAAUAAAAGAGAUGUACUCACUGAUCAAAGGCUUCCAGAUAAAAUUGCGUCUGUGGGAGUCAAAAAUCAGAAACCAAAACCCAGCCCAUUUUCCUACGCUGAAGAACCAUGACACUAGCAACCCUCAGUAUCAGAAUUAUGGUGACAAGUUGGCAGUCUUACGAGAGGAAUUUUCAGAAAGGUUUGGUGACCUCAAGAAACAUUCACAAGCCAUUGAAGUCUUUGCUUCUCCUUUUUCUGUGGAUGUGACAGCAAUUCCUGAGGACAUACAGAUGGAAAUAAUUGAACUACAGUACAAUGAUGAACUAAGAAAGAAGUUUGAUGAUAGUUCAGUAUACCAGUUUUAUAAGAAGCAUGUAUCUGUAACAGUGUAUCCAAAACUCUCUGCUCAUGCAAGGAAAAUGAUGGCCGUGUUUGGUAGCACAUAUGUUUGUGAGCAGCUCUUUUCAAAAAGGAAUCUGUUUAAAAACAAGUAUAGGUCUGUACUUACUGAUGGACAUUUGGUAUGUACCCUGCGUGUAGUCACAUCAUCCAUACAGCCUGAUAUUGAUGAGUUGGUGUCCCAAAGGCAACAUAACCAUCUCACUAGGCCUCUCCCUCUUACUUGUGGGAAUACCAUCCCCUCCUUUUCCUCUGCCUUCUUCCCUGUUCAUAUGCCUCCCUCCAGCAUCCCAUCCCCUCCGAUAAUGGCACCCACUACUGAUUCCCACUCACUCAUCCACCCACCCCGAUGGUCCGACAUUCCUAUCGUCCUCUCCUCUCUUUUGUUGGACGAUUAUGAAAUGAUCAUCGGGAUGAGAGACUAUUAA
Macrobrachium nipponense is the source of this 981-nucleotide messenger RNA. RefSeq names its product general transcription factor II-I repeat domain-containing protein 2B-like. The record is from RefSeq and is a predicted model, not a curated record. Lineage: Eukaryota; Metazoa; Arthropoda; Malacostraca; Decapoda; Palaemonidae. Bases 1 to 981 code for a protein of 326 amino acids. The transcript is spliced from 2 exons.